CAGGGGAUCGCCGGAGGUGCGAGCUCGACGACGACCCCGGCGGAGUUUGGCGGCGCCCUGCUCGCCGUCGUCGGCGGCGCGAGGUGGAGCGCCAACAACAGAAGCAUCGCAUAGAGGAGAAGAAAGUGGGUGGGGACUCGAGUGAACAGAAGAUGGCAUCGAAAAGCUCUAGAAAGGAGAGGGCCUGGACUUCUCGACAGUCGUGUCAUCCGCCAUUGGGCACCACCCGAACGCCUGGCAACAACACAGAACGAUCAGCUGCAAGAGAGAAGCAGCAGUCAAAAAGCAAUCCAUCUUUUCCAAGGGAGACCACCCCGCGUGUUGAUCAGAAGCUUAGAAGAAGAAGCUCCAACGAUGCUUCUGCAGCUGGUCGCUCUUUGGGUGGCAACACUGCUGCCCAUCGCAGUGAAGAACUUACGGCUGAUGACAAAAGACGUCUUACAGAGGAAAUGAUGAUAAAGGUACAAGAAGCAGACCUCUUAAUCCAGCAACUGAACGAAUUGGGUGUGGGAGAGAGCAUCGACCAUGAGGAGUUGCAAGGUUACUAUGGACAGCUGCCCUGCGAACCUCCUCGUGUUGACACUUAUCUUGAACUGGGCGAUGAGAUAAAAAAGCUUCAAGUUCACCAUGUUCUGUGCCGUAUCGAAUAUUACAAGGUGACACAACAAGGGCGCAAGGGUGCACAUGAUGCUGAAUUGGAAUAUGAUUACCACCGUCGACGCUGCCUCAAGGAAAAGCUAAAGUGCUUUGUGGAAGAUGAAACUAAACUGGAUGGGGAUCACAUUCUGGACAAUCUUGACAAGGAGGGUUUAAUUUGGUACAUUGAAAAAGACGACAUGUUUGAUUGGUCCUUCCAGUAUCUCACAGCUGCUGCCUUGGAUGACUACCAACGUUUGGUCCCUCAAAAUCGCGGUGGCUGUGAGUAUGUCCAUUGGGAUGAUUACCGCAUGUAUUUUCAUAAGUACGAGAUUGAACUAGAAUACCUUGAUUUCUGGGAAGAGUUGUCGAAGAAGCUUAAGUGGAUGGGGGACUAUAUUCAUAUUGGGUGGCCAACUCUUAAGUGGGGGAGAAUAUGCAGAAGAGGAGAAUCCCAAGCAAUCAAGAUCGCUACUGGCUUUUCCAAUAUAACCACCAGAUUAGCUCAUGCUGCUUAUUAUGAAUGCAUUGAUAGCAUGAACUUGGAAUUUUGUUGGUAUAAGCAAUUAGAUGGCGUGUACUUUGAGAUUUGGAAGCGAGUGGCCAAGUUAAAGAAGAGUUUUAGAGAGGCUUUGGAGGAAGUCUGUAGAUUGGACCAGUUUCCACUACGCGAACAUGUAAUGAAAUAUGCACUGGAUAAUAAUAGCUUUGAGAUGGAAAUGCAGUUCCGCAAUUGCACAGAAGGCAUUACUGAAGAAGUUACAGAGGAGAAAGCUCAGGACUUGAUUGCAGAUGCCAUUACAAAGCUGUGGACCAGGCCAAAGUUCUAUGCAGACUAUAUCAGAAAGAAGAUAGAGGUUGCCAGAGCUAUUGGAAUCGUUUCCCCAGUGUCACCUUGAUUAUUUUAUGGAAAAAGUUCAUUUUUGGCCAUCCAACUCUUGUCUCGAUUUGAUUUUGGCCACCGAACUCCAAAACCGGGUAUCUUUGAUCAUCCAAUUCUUAAAACCGUUCAUUUUCGACCA
Molecule: messenger RNA, 1658 nt
Organism: Panicum virgatum (switchgrass)
Lineage: Eukaryota; Viridiplantae; Streptophyta; Magnoliopsida; Poales; Poaceae
Exons: 10
Coding region: 153-1535 (460 amino acids)
Source: RefSeq, a predicted model, not a curated record